This is a messenger RNA of Botrytis byssoidea, 495 nucleotides long. RefSeq lists its product as uncharacterized. The coding region runs from base 1 to 495 and encodes 164 amino acids. The transcript is spliced from 2 exons. The record is from RefSeq and is a predicted model, not a curated record. Lineage: Eukaryota; Fungi; Ascomycota; Leotiomycetes; Helotiales; Sclerotiniaceae.
AUGGCGGGUUUUAAACUCAGAAAAGAAAAGCCAGCCUUUGAAGGAAAAGGCGACACUGGAAAUAAGAAGCGCACCUACUUCUACACGCCAGAUAUUGAAGCCAUACAUCGAAAAGACAACGAGAUACAUUUUCUCAGAGUUCUAUCUUUCACCGCAAUAUUUACAACACUCAUUUUAAUUGCAUAUUAUAGAUGGAAGGUUGCUCAACUUGAAAAGAUACUGAAGAUAAAAGAUGAGCAUUAUAUCGGGAAGUUGACUGGUGGAGUGGUGUUGAUGGGGGAGCAUGGUUCCGUCUAUAUGCCAGCAUACUGGGCCAGAUAUUCAAAGAAGGUCGCACUUUCAAGAAAUCAGUACCAGGGUCUAUUGCUUAGUGUUAGCGAUGCCAGAACGUCUUUCAAACAAAGAACUCAGAAUGGUGAGAUGGCAAAAGACCUCGAGCUUCACCAGGAGCCAUUAUCUAUUGAGGUAUUGAUCUUUUUCCGGGGGAAUAUUUGA